Lingula anatina is the source of this 4212-nucleotide messenger RNA. RefSeq names its product ubiquitin carboxyl-terminal hydrolase 20-like. Gene Ontology annotation, molecular function: cysteine-type deubiquitinase activity; zinc ion binding. The record is from RefSeq and is a predicted model, not a curated record. NCBI's taxonomy places the organism in Eukaryota, Metazoa, Brachiopoda, Lingulata, Lingulida, Lingulidae. Gene Ontology annotation, biological process: protein deubiquitination.
UCUACUAGUUUGUUGUAACCUUCCAAGGUCAUCCCAAGGUCAUCAGCAUGUCACAGAGGGUCAAGGUCAGCCAUUGCCCCCAUGUGAACAGUGUGGGAGACAACUCAUGGGAGGAUGUAAGGAGGAAAAAAGAGAGGGCAGAUAUCUGUGACUCGUGUAAUGCAGGUGGUCCUAACCUGUGGCUGUGUCUACAUUCGCGGUGUAUGUUCGUAGGCUGCGGAGAGUCUGGAGUGGACCACAGCUCGUCGCACGCAGAGGUAGACAAACACUGCCUGGCCAUCAACCUGAAAACCAUGAGAAUAUGGUGUUAUAGGUGUGAGUGUGAGGUCUACAAGGAUGGAAAUAAACCUGCCUUUGUCAUGCGAGAAAGGAGUAUUCUGUCUCCCCAUGGGACAUUCACCCCAGACCCUGUGUCGCAGCCGCCAACCCCUCACCACUACUCACGCACCACUGACUCUGAGGACUCGGAGGACGAUGAAGUUGUCAAGCCCAGGGGUCUUGUGGGGCUUCAAAACCUUGGAAAUACAUGUUAUCUCAAUGCAGCCAUACAAGCAUUGUCCAACUGUCAGCCGUUGACUCGGUACUUCUUGGACUGCAGCUCCUAUGUCCGCAGCGACAGAAAACCCAUGCUCUCUAGAAGUUACCUCAAGCUAGUCCAAGAGAUCUGGCAUAAAAAAAGACCAUCCUAUGUUGUACCAUCAGGUAUCGUACAAGGUAUCAAAGUUAUCCACCCAAUGUUCAGAGGAUACUCACAGCAAGACACGCAAGAAUUCCUGCGUUGUUUCAUGGACCAGCUUCAUGAGGAAUUAAAACAGCCAGUGAUGGUAGACGAGGAGGAUGAAGAUGAGGAGGAGCAAGAUGAAAAGGGAAAACCCAGCCCAGCCAAUCAGGAGCCACCGGCACCCCUGGAAGUUGAGGCCCCAGAUUCUACCAGCCAAUCAGAAGAAGACUAUGAGACAUGUGACUCGGGCAUGAGCAGUGAGCAGAGUUCAAUGGAGGCCAACUUCUCCAGUAACAACAGCACUGGUAUGGGCACAGAAUCCAUACACUGUGAUAUCCCAGACAACGACCAGAUGGAGCAUUUAGAGGACCAACAACAGAGCACCGCGGACAGGAGGGUCACGAGAAGUAUGACGCGGAACAGGCAGCAGAGUGAGAAAACGGAGGAAAACGCAGAGUUUAAGGACGCGUUGAAUGAUGCGGACGUCGAGGUGGAGACUGGACACAGAAGUGUGGUCAGUGGACACAGUAGCCCUAAGACUGGCCACAGGUCACAGGGGGACAGACCCAUCAGCCAGUCAGCCAAGAAGAAAGCAGUGCAGUUUAAAAGUGUCAUAACAGAUAUCUUUGAUGGAAAGAUCCUCAGCUCAGUGCAAUGUUUAACAUGUGAAUCCGUAUCGACAACCAAAGAGACAUUCCAGGACCUGUCACUCCCCAUCCCCAGUAGAGAGUACCUCAGCGUCAUUCAUUCCCAGGGUGCACAGUCCAAGAUGGCCGGAGCCUGUGGCGACACCGCGGCUAGGCAGGGCUGGAUUACCUGGAUGUUUGGCUGGAUGAGAAAUAUUUUCUGGGGCCCAAUGGUCACACUUACAGACUGUUUGGCAGCUUUUUUCUCAGCUGAUGAACUAAAGGGAGAUAAUAUGUACAGCUGUGAGAAGUGUAAAAAACUGAGAAAUGGAAUCAAGAACACCAAAGUCUUACAACUACCAGAGAUAUUAUGCAUACAUCUAAAGAGGUUCCGACAUGAGUUUAUGUUCUCCGCUAAGAUCAGCAGCUAUGUGUCAUUUCCCAUAGAGGGUCUUGAUAUGAGGCCGUAUCUACACAAAGAUUGUAAGUCAGCCAUGCGACUGUACGACCUGACGGCUGUGAUAUGUCACCAUGGCACUGCAGGGGGCGGUCACUACACGGCGUAUGCCCUGAACCACUACGAUGACAAGUGGUACGAGUAUGAUGACCAGUAUGUGACCGAGGUGGAUGUCCAGACUGUCCAGAACUGUGAGGCAUAUGUACUCUUUUACAGGAAAAAGAAUGAUGACAUAAUGGUACAGAGACAGAAGGCCAUGGAGCUGGUGGAGAGCAAGGAGCCUAGUUUAUUGAACUUCUAUGUGUCCAAACAGUGGAUUAACAGGUUCAACACGUUUGCAGAGCCUGGUCCUAUUACUAAUGAGGAUUUUCUUUGCAAACAUGGAGCUGUGCCUCCCACCAAGUUUCAAAACGUACUAGAGAUGGUGGCGGAACUUCCUCAGACACUGUGGGACUGUCUUCAUGAAAGGUACGGAGGAGGUCCAGUGUGUAAUCAUCUUUAUUUGUGUGUAACAUGCCAGGCAGAACAGGUAAAACUGAGGAGAAGACAGAGCUAUGAGCUAGACACUUUUGUCAAGCUCCAUGAAGACUUCAAAGAAGAGGACAACCCGUGUGUAAUCUAUGCUAUAAGUAUGCAGUGGUUUAAACAGUGGGAGAAUUUUGUAAAGGGAAUGGAAAGUGAACCACCAGGACAAAUAGACAACAGCAAGAUCUGUUUCAAGCGCAAUGACCAGUAUAUUGUCAAGCAGUCAUCUUCAUACGGUCAACUAUCAGAGGAGAUGUGGCAUUUCCUUCAUGGCAUCUAUAACGGUGGUCCUCUAGUCGUCUGCUGUCAGAGCACUCCCCAAGUUCCUAGUCACUCGGCCCCGCCCACCCCAGCCCCGCGACCUCCCAGUCCCACUGUCACCAUGCAGACGACCCACCAGCGACCUUUGACCCCAGCUGCAGCGCCAUCUACACCUCCAUUAGCGCAGAUAAGUGAGGAGGCAGGGGCGGCUGGAGAAGGAAGUGAGAGUGACACGGAGCAAGUAGUACAAGAACAGUCUGCGCAUGAAGACGACAUGGAGCAAGAAAGAUCACCAGAGGGAGCCUCUGCACCUAUGUCUGAAAAGGAGUGUGAAGAAUCCAAGGAAGAGAAAAUGGAAGAAAAUUGAUCAGUUUGUUAUUUUCCUAAAGCAAUGUGUGCUUAUAGGCAAAAUGUUUCAGCGGGUAUCAUCUAGAAAAGUAAAAAAGUGCAACGAAAAGCAGGAAAGGACACAAUUGAAUAAGAAUCUUAAGAAGUGAAUAUUGCAGAAUGUCAAGGUUUCUGUUAUGUUCUUGAAGAGGUAAAUUUUAUAGAGAUUGAAAAAGACAUUUCAAUACUUCAUUGCUGAAAUAACAAAUUGCAAACUUCAAUACAAUUAAACAUAUUGAUGUUAUAUAUAUUGUUUUCCAUUCGGAAUUAUUAAACUUAUAACUUGAGGUGAAUCAAACUAAAAAUAUAUUGUUUGUAAAUAGCUUUUAAAUUAUUUGAGCUGAAGUGAUAACUUUCCCAUAAUUAUUCUUAUUUUCUCAUCUUAUUACAAUUUCCCAUACUAUGGUCACAUUUCAUCUCUUCUCCAUCAGCAAAAAUUAUGUGCAUUGCAGAUAUCUUUUUACAUACUACCAAGUUUCAACGUUUUAUGCUAAAAAUUCUACAACAUUUUCUUUUCGUUUCAGAGGAAAACCAUGUUAUAAUGUUUUCUCAUUACCCCCCCCCCCUCCAUACAUAUUACUUUAAUACAUAUUUAAACUGCAUUUUAUUGGUGUAGUAUUUCAUGUCUUGAAAAUGAUCCAGAAUUGGUUCAAAUAGAAAUGUAAAUCAUUUUCUUAUUUUUUAUUUUUACUGGAUCCCUUGUUAGUUGAUGUAAUUUUCCCCAAAUCCAAUCCACUUUUCUAUUAUCAACGCACAAUUCCAACUUUUGAAUUGUCUCAAGGGUAAAGUUUUUUAGUGCAAUAAAUUUCAAGUACUGUUUGAAGAUAGCUCUAGAUUCUAUUAUUAUUUUAAAGAGUAAUAGUUCAUUCACAAUUAUUAAGCCUAUAUGCGAUACGUGCUAUUUGUGUGCACAAGAUUUUUUUCAAAUUUAUUUUAUGUUUGUUUUACAUAAAAUGCAGAAAUUUAUUGUCAUUGAUUGAAUAAGGUCACCAGUUCAAGUAAUGCAUAAUAGGAGUACUUGACUCCAGUCAGCCAUGGAAGCACGCUGGAUGUAUACUGCAGCACUUCAAUAUACUCGACCAGCAGAUGCAACAAUAUAGAAACACACUGUACAAAGUUUGAAACAUCAAGUCAACAUUAUUUCAGCGACCACUGUAAACUUUGUUGUAUACACAUGAACAUUACUUGUUUUGUAUUUAAAUCUUAAAAAGAUCAAUAAACGGUUAAGAUAUUCA